Molecule: messenger RNA, 741 nt
Organism: Prorocentrum cordatum
Lineage: Eukaryota; Dinophyceae; Prorocentrales; Prorocentraceae
Source: the annotation of a GenBank genome assembly
AUGGCACGACGCUGGCUGCUGCCUGGCGCCCUGGCGUCGUGCGUGGCGCUGUGGUGCCUGCAGUGGCCGUGGGACGCCGCGUGGGUGCUCCCCAGCAGCGCGGCGAGGACGGAGGGGGCGCUCCAGUCCAUCCCUCCGGUGCAGCUGCGAAAACCCUCCGUCUUCGAGUACCAGUGCAAGGUGAUCCUCGCGUCCCGCACGGGGUACCCGUUGCCGUUGAUGAUCGGCUUCAAUCUCUACGGCAACAUCAUGCUGCGCAAGGAGACCCCUGGCGACAGGCGGUACCCCCACUGGAUCUUCGCCUGGCCCGUGGGGCUGCUGGUGUACACCUACCCGGCGUCCGCCUUCUCGGAGAUGGUCUUCCAGAUGGUGUCCCCGCGCAUCCUCGGGAACAACCAGGCCAUAAUGGUGUUCUCCUUCUGGUUCCUGGUGAUCCAGUACUGCGACCCGUUCUACCGGUUCUGCAAGCGCCCGGGGGUGUUCAGCAUCCUCACAACGUGGUGGCUCGCCGACGCCACUCGCGUGUCGCUGCUGACUCUGGGAAUCUGGCUGCAGGUGCACGGCUUCCAGGAGUCCCCGAUCUACAAGGAGGUCGCCGAGGUGCAGCAGGGCGCCGACGGCGCUGCCGACGACGCCGAGGCGCGGCAGCGGAUUCUCUGCCGCUGGUGCGCGCAGAAGGUUUCGGACUGCCCCGUGUGCCGACAGACGCUCGUGGACGUCAUCCGAACCUACAAGGCGUGA